Molecule: messenger RNA, 1140 nt
Organism: Ustilago hordei
Lineage: Eukaryota; Fungi; Basidiomycota; Ustilaginomycetes; Ustilaginales; Ustilaginaceae
Exons: 1
Coding region: 1-1140 (379 amino acids)
Biological process (GO): nucleotide biosynthetic process; nucleoside catabolic process
Molecular function (GO): sulfate adenylyltransferase (ADP) activity; ATP:ADP adenylyltransferase activity; bis(5'-nucleosyl)-tetraphosphatase activity
Source: RefSeq, a predicted model, not a curated record
AUGUCCAUCAUUGACUCAGACCUCAAGUCUCUCUCUUCCGAAGUCAAGAAGCGAUUCACAACCGCCAUAACUGAGAGCGAUGCAUUCUUCUAUCCUUCCCAAAAAAUCACUCUUCAAGAAUCUUCCAAAACCGGGAUCUUGUGGCAGAUUCGCACCGUACCCGCUCUCCUAAAGAAGCCAAAAGCUAACGAUUCGACGCCGCCCAAAGAGGAAGCGAAACAGAAAGGCGAAGCAGAACAGAACAGGCAAGAUGUAUUUGCACCACCUUACGUCCCGAACCUACACGUGAAGGAUCUUGGUCAAGACCAUGUAGUGUUGUUGAACAAAUUCUGUGUUGUCCCACAGCACUUUCUAAUGGUCACACGCGAGUUUGCUUCUCAGGAUUUACCCCCGGCGCCAGGAACGUUGGCUUUGGCGUACAGGAUUGUAGCAGCCCACAAGGGGGAGAGUAUGAGAACGGAAUUAUUGGCGUUUUACAACUGUGGUGUUACGUCGGGUGCGAGUCAGCCUCAUCGCCAUUUGCAGUUCGUACAGUGUCCUCCGCUCGACACUACUACUGAAGAGGCGGAAGAAAGUGGAAGAUUGACGAAGGAAGAACAAGAAAAGAUCACCGAAUGCGAAUACAAGGUUCCAGUGGAAGUAUUACUAGAUAGAAUAGAGCGAGAUGGAAAGGAACAAGACAGCGUCCACGCCCUUCCUUUGCCUUGGCAACACUUUGUCGUUCUCCUACAACCCCCAGCUGCAGCUAAGGAGGAGGCUGACAUGGAAAGGUAUAUCGGGAACAAGUUCAUGGGUCUCCUAGACGCUCUAUUCCGCGCGCGUAUGUUCGCGCCGGAGGGGGAAAAGAAGGAGGGUAGACCAAGUUUCAACAUCCUCAUCACUAAACGCGCCAUGCAUCUAAUCCCAAGAAGCAAAGAAGAAUUCGAAGGGCUACCAGGGAAGGAAGGCAGUGAGGGGAAAGUGGGCAAUCUUUCGAUCAACUCCCUAGCUUAUGCUGGGUUUAUGCUAACGAGGAGUAUUGAAGAGCAAGAGGCGCUGAAGGGGGUUCAAGGAGGUGUGGAGGAGGUGCUGAGGUGUACUGGAGUGGGGCCGGUGGAAGAUGUGACUCUGAUGGGGGGGUUGCCGACGACGAACAUGUGA